Messenger RNA from Dermacentor andersoni, 2475 nucleotides. RefSeq names its product mitochondrial potassium channel ATP-binding subunit. Gene Ontology annotation, molecular function: ATP binding; ABC-type oligopeptide transporter activity; ATP hydrolysis activity. NCBI's taxonomy places the organism in Eukaryota, Metazoa, Arthropoda, Arachnida, Ixodida, Ixodidae. The record is from RefSeq and is a predicted model, not a curated record. Gene Ontology annotation, cellular component: mitochondrial inner membrane. Gene Ontology annotation, biological process: oligopeptide export from mitochondrion.
UACAACUGCUGCUUUGCCGUCCGUGUUAAGAACGUUGUAUGCAAGCGAUAUUCUACGGUGAUGGACUUUGCUGAAACAAUAAUUUUUUGUAGCACGUAAGAUUAAAAUAUUAUGCAUGAUGUGUGCAUCUGUUUGACAUAUCAGACACUUCUUGUGCGUUUCGCAACUUAACGGUAUCAAGGUCGCCGUCACUGGAGAACUUGCUGCUCUUGGAAAGAUGUUUGUUUCGGUUUUGUAGCUAACAUUCUUUUAAUAUGUAAAAUGCUGUACGCUGCUUUGAGAUUCAACGGUGCGGUCUGCAGGCAUCACUUGUCUCUGCUCAAGUUCUCUACUAGGAAAAGUGUGGCCUCCUUUUGCAAGCUCUCUAUAAACAACUCACUCGGAGGACUCGCUAAGACUUCCGCAACUUCACUCCCAGCAGCCGGAUCAUCUCGAUGCUAUCAUCCCCUGCAACAUAUUUUCGUGUUUGGUGGAGGAUGCACUGUGACACUGUCCAUUGCCUUGGGCCGGCGCCUGCUGCAGACGAGAGUGCAAUGUGCCAAGCACAACACAAGGCUCCUUGAUGCCAAAAAGGGCAGCACAGCGUCUUUCGACUGGGCUUCUUUUUUUCACUUCUUGAAGCCAGACUGGCUCCCACUUCUCAUAGCUGUUGUAUUUUCUUUGUGUGCCCUGCAGAGUGCCUUAAUUGUUGCUGCUCUCAACAUUCAAAUCCCGGUGUUCCUGGGUGCAGUUGUUGACGUCCUGAGCAGGAUAAAAUCUGGCAGCUCAAGCCCUGGCGUAACUGCCAUAAACUUUUUUGAGGAAAUACGUGGACCAGCAACACGACUUUUUCUCAUUUACGUCAUGCAAAGUGUGUUUACAGCCAUCUACAUAUCAACGCUGUCCUUCACUGGCGAGCGCUAUGCCACGAGGCUUCGCCAAGCGCUGCUCGAGUCUGUGCUCAAGCAGGACAUGUGCUUCUUUGACAAGACAAAGACUGGCGAGAUCAUGAACUGCCUCAGUGGAGAUGUACAGGAGUUCAAAAGUGCCUUCAAGCUGUGCAUAUCGCAAGGAAUCAGGAGUGUGGCCCAGACGGUUGGGUGUGCGAUAUCACUGUAUUAUAUCUCGCCGAAGAUGACCAUGUUGACUGUGGUCGUUAUGCCUGUGAUGUUGGCAACGGGCACGGUAUUUGGCUCAUUUCUGCGAGUACUCUCUCGGAAAGCACAAGAGCAGAGUGCCCGAGCUGCAGGUGUGGCUGAUGAAGCAUUGAGCAACAUCAGGACAGUUCGCUCAUUUGCUAUGGAGGACACCGAAGUUCAGCUCUUUAAACAUGAAGUUGACAAGGCUGAAAACCUGCAUACUGCACUUGGCGUUGGUAUUGGCUGCUUUCAGGGACUUACCAACCUCAGCCUCAAUGGUGUUGUGCUUGGCGUAUUGUAUGUUGGAGGCACCAUGAUGGAAUCAGACAGCCUGAAUGCUGGCCAGGUUAUGUCUUUUUUUGUGUCCAGCCAAAUAAUUCAGAGGUCACUUUCACAGCUCUUUGUCCUCUUUGGACACUAUGUCCGUGGCAUCGCUGCUGGAUCAAGAAUCUUUGAGCUUAUCAACUUGAAGAGUGAAGUGGCUAUAACUGGAGAAAAGCAGCUAAACCUCAGUACAUUGCGCGGGGACGUUGAGUUCCGCCACGUUUAUUUUGCCUAUUCAACAAGGCCAGACCAGACUGUUCUUGAAGAUGUCUCACUCAAGCUUCCAGCAGGAAAGAUAGUAGCCAUAUGUGGACCGUCAGGCAGCGGCAAGUCCACAAUUGCAGCAUUACUGGAACGUUUCUACGAUGUAACUGGGGGUUCCAUAACCUUAGAUGGGCAUGACUUGAAGGAACUCGACCCUGACUGGCUUCGACGCAAUGUGAUUGGUUUCAUUCGACAGGAACCACUGUUGUUUGCCACAACGAUUAAGGAGAACAUUCGGUACGGCAAACCUGAUGCAACUGAUGAAGAGGUGUACAGUGCUGCAAAGCAAGCGAAUGCUCAUGACUUCAUCAUGUCGUUUCCACGUCAAUACGACACUGUUGUUGGAGAGCGUGGCAUCACAGUCUCGGGUGGGCAGAAGCAGCGCAUUGCGAUCGCCAGGGCAUUACUCAAAAACCCGCAAGUGCUUAUACUUGAUGAAGCCACGAGCGCACUGGACACGGAAUCGGAGACGGUAGUUCAGGCAGCCCUAGACAGGCUGAGUAAAGGUCGAACUGUUCUUGUCAUUGCGCAUCGGCUGUCUACCAUCAGAAAUGCUGACAUCAUUGCUGUCUUGCUGGAUGGGAACAUUGUUGAGAUUGGAGACCACAAGUCUUUGACAAGGCUGAAAGGCGUCUACUGGAAGCUUACCCAACAUCAUGGGCUCCAUAGAGGAGUGGGUUGAUUCGACAAGCCUCUGUUUAAGGCUGACACCACCUACACGUUGUUUUCAUGAGUGUAAAAUCUAUAAACAGAUGUUUAUUGUUUUGAA